UGUUUCAUUUCAUUAGCCCUUGACUGGUGAGAAAUCAGAUCCUGAAGUUGCGUUAUGUGCAUGGACCAGUGGGGAUGUGGUCGUUUUAAAACCAAAUAAUCUGAUACCACACAAUUUUCCUUUAAACCAAUAACAACCGUAGCAAGGUCACGGUGGACGUGGUAAGUUAAUUUUGCUGUCGACUUCAUACUUUUUUGGAGGCCUGAGGAAAAACACAUAACGUUAAGCUAACGAUAAGUAGCCACCAUGUCGUGGGAAGAAAUGCCUUGUUUUUUGGCCUCGCCUUUACCCAGUUUUUCUGCUCUCUGAUCCCACUGGACAAAACAAGCAAAGUUUACUAGCUUUCCAGCCAUGGCGGACAGCUUUGGAGAGCAGUCCAGUGGCGGUGCCCAUGGUUUAGGCGUUACCGGACAGGGCAGCGGAGCUUCGCCGCUGCCGACUUUGGCCAACUCUCUGCCGGGGGGACACUCGGCAGCCAGCGGUGCUCACUCCAGCUCUAACCCUGCCUCCCCUCUUCCCGCCGUGGCCGCGCAGAGUGGCCUAACGGCUGUGGUGGCCCCUAUAUCCGCUGUCACUGCUACAACAGCCGGUUUUGGGAACACAUUUACCCCCGGCUCCUCGCCACCCAUUGUGGCCGUGUCUCCGACCGUACACGCCUCCUCGCCUCUCCCCGGUGUUGGGCUAGGGGUCGGCGGGGUGGCCGGAGCGGGCCUAUUGUCCCAAAUCCACGCCACUUCCUGGGACCCGACCCUCAGUACCGACUGGGACAACGAGAAGGCUUCCCAGCAGUGCAUCCUGAGGAUAAAGAGAGAUAUCAUGUCCAUCUACAAGGAACCUCCACCAGGGAUGUUUGUCGUCCCUGAUCCUCAAGACAUGACCAAGAUCCAUGCCCUGAUCACGGGGCCAUUCGACACACCGUACGAGGGCGGCUUCUUCCUCUUCCUGUUCCGCUGCCCCCCCGACUACCCUAUCCACCCACCGCGGGUCAAGCUCAUCACCACUGGACACAACACUGUCCGCUUCAACCCCAACUUUUACCGCAACGGCAAGGUCUGCCUAAGCAUCCUGGGGACAUGGACAGGCCCAGCAUGGAGUCCAGCCCAGAGUAUCUCAUCUGUCCUCAUCUCCAUCCAGUCUCUGAUGACGGAGAACCCCUAUCACAAUGAACCUGGCUUUGAACAGGAGCGCCACCCAGGGGACAGUAAGAACUACAACGAGUGUAUCCGCCAUGAAACCAUGAGGGUGGCUGUGUGUGACAUGCUGGAGGGCAAAGUCCCCUGUCCUGAAGCUCUGUGGAGUGUGAUGGAAAAGUCCUUCCUAGAAUACUAUGAUUUCUACGAGGGAGUCUGCAAAGAGAGACUGCAUCUACAGGGACAGAACAUGCAGGACCCAUUUGGCGAGAAGCGGGGUCGUUUCGACUACCAGGGCCUGCUGGCUCGCCUCAGCGCCACGCACAGGCGAAUACGGGAGAAAAGCCUGGCAGAGGACGACCACAACGACGAUGAUUCAGACUCUGAUACCAGCUCCUCUGGGACAGACCCUGACAGCCAGGGCAGCUCUCAGCCCUGACUUCCUGGACAGUGCUGGACUCCAGAGCCAACUCCAAAGCCAGGCCUAGAACUAAAGACAAAGGGAUCUUUUUGUUUUGUUUUGUUUGCAGUGGAGGAACAAAAUCAGAAGAAAAAUCAGAAAAUCACAGAGGAGAAUACGUUUAAUGCUUUAGUGAGUUCAGGAUUGGAAUCAAGCUUCUGUUGUAUGGAUGUUGCUAGUCAAAUGCUGGCAAAUUUGGCCUGGAGCGGUGUAAUUGUGCUACUUUUGUAGCUAUAACCAGCUGUCAUUUUGAUGUCCUGUUUGAUUCUUAAAAAAAAAAAAACGUUGGCUGCCCAAAUGCUUGAUAAAUGUUGAGAUUAAUCAGCCAUUGUUGCUUGUGGAUAUAGAAGGUUAGUUUCAUGGCUCAAACCUCAAACUUGCACUGUAGAAAUGGACAAAAGAAGACAUUGCAACAUUCUAAGACAGUUGUUCCACUUUGACCCACAAGCCUAAACAGAAAUCUAGGCAGUUUAUACUCUUGACCUAGGAAAGACUGUCUGUUGGGGAUCUGGAAGGAGAAGGCCUGGAGCUCACCUUGGCUUUGAAGUCGAGGCAGGUUUGGGCCAGACAAAGGGACCUUACAAUGGGAAAGUGGUGUGAUUGUGUUGCAGUGGAAGGUGAUGGUGUUUAUCAAAACAGGCUCUCUUUCAAAGUAGUCCCGUCUUCUUUGAAAUCAAGAGGGCAGGGAGGAAAGAUGGACCUUUAACACAAUGUAAGGUAGUUGGAGAAAGUGACUCUUUGCAAGACUUUGCGAGUCAUGUGCCUUGUCUCCUCCGGCCAGAGUGAAGCCACUCCACAGCUCUUUCACACUGAACCUCAGCUGCCUCUGCAGCCAGGCCAUAAAAAAAAACAUCAGCACCUCGCAACUCUGAAUACGAUUCCUGUGUAUUAUACAAAAAAUUCUGCUUAGCUUUCAGUUCUAAUAGUGCUGUUGAAUUGACAGUAAAUCUGUUUAUCAGAAGCCGUUAGAGAAAUGUCAGUUUCAGUGACAUCCACCUUUAUACCCUUUAUUAUGCUGUUUUCUCAUUGUUGUGCUGAAACUAAUUUGCAGUGUUAGGGUGCAUUGUUUAUUUGGAAAUCCUGCAGUUCGUUGGGUUUAGGCUCUUGUGAUACGUCAAGAUACAAACCAAACCAUCCUGUGCUUUAGUUAGAUCCACCUGGGCUCAGGGGAAAUAAUGGAGGCAAGUAAAAGUAACUUUCCAUGUGUUCACACUGCAAGUAACUCAAGUCACUCUGUUCUGUCUGAAUGAGUGGACCGACCAAAGACUUUGGCUGCAUCUAUACAGCGAUGUACACAGCAGGCUAAUCAAGCCUUUUCACUGCUUUGGUAUUGGUUUCUACAUAAAUUGAUACUUAAAAUACUUAGAUGGCAUUUGCUGACUAAGUAGCUUUUGUUGAAAAUAAACAGAUAACUCAACCAAUAUUAAUUUGUUGCUUCAGAUGUAAGCUUUUCAGCACUAGAUGUCAGGCUUGACACAGAUUUGGGUUGGUCAAAAACAUCAGUAGGGGAAAUAAGACGAUGAAGAAAUCUGAAAUCGGGCACUGAUUAGCCAACCUUUUUCAGCUAACAGUUUGUUUUAUCUGGGCGCAAAAACCGACCAAGUUUCACUCGUCAGUGACACAGGAAAUGAAUAGGCUUGUUGACAGCAUUGCUUGCAAUGUGAACACAGUGAGGGGUGUUCUCUAAGAAGAGAAGGGAGCAGAGUUUGUAAGGAUUUAUGAGCGGAGGAAACACUCAAAACACUUCACAUACCUUAUGUACGUUGAAGGUGUUAUUAGUGUCUGUAAUCAUUCCACCUGUUUAUACUGGCUGUGAAGAGAUCCCUUUCUAGCUUGUCUCAGCUAUUAGACAUGGGACAAAAUCUACAGUUUAUUGCAAUUUUGUGCUGGUAAUGCUCCACCAUGGCUCAAGGAAACACUGUCAGUGGAAACAGGGAAAUUUGUACUAAAAAGACUAACAUAUGAGGCCAGUCAAAUCAAGUGGUAUCUUCCAGUAAGCUUCAGGUGCAUUUUUGCGCUGAACGUUAGGCAGGAAUCUCUUCACAGGCAGUACAGAGAGGAGAAACGAUUAUACUGAGUUACAAGUACCAAACUCUUCCAAAGUGCACACAGGAUGUGAGUAUUGUUUUGAGAUAGUUGAAAGUGAACUUAUUCACUUUCUUGCCGAGAAUUAGAUGAGAAGAUUGAUAUCACUCUCGUGUCUGUAUGUUAGAUAUGAAGCUACAGCCAGUUAGCUUAGCUUUGCUUAAAGACUGGAAACAGGGUCAAACAGCUAGUCUGUCUCUGACUGAAGGUAACAAAAUCCACCUACUAGCACCUCCUAAGCUUACUAAUUAACACAUUAUAUCUUUGUUUAAUCUAAAAAAAAAAAUGUGUAAAAAUGACAACUUGCCAUUUCACAGAGAUUAUAUGCAAAGAUAUAAUCAGGAACAUUAACACCCCCCACCCCCUAUAAAAAAUAUAAUAUAACAUACAACAACAUACAACAUAUAACAUGUUAAUUAAUGAGCAUUAGAGGUGCUGGUCGGGGUUGGGAGGAUUUUGUUACUUUUGGACAGAGUCAGGCUAGCUGUUUCCAGUCUCUGUGCUAAGCUAAGCUAACUGGCUGAUGGUCUCAUACUUACAUCACAACAUACUCUGCCAGAAAGAAAAUAAGUGUAUUUCCCAAAAUCUUGAACAAUUUCUUUACAUCCAAAUACAGACUCUUUAACUUCAGCAUACCACUCUUUUCAAGAAUCUUUUCAACAUGGUGAGACCAGGGGUCAGAGAAAUGAAUGACUGUUGUGCUUGUUGUAUUUACUUUCUGCCUUCCAUUUUCCUCUGUCUCAGGCUUUAGUUCUCUACAGCCAUGUUGAUGGAGAGAAGAGUAGUUUGCCUCUGCUGUCAGUGUUUUGUCAAACCCUGGUUCACUGGCAUGGGUUAGGUUGCUACAGAUUCAAUUGGGAUCACUAAUAUAGGGCAUUCCAUUUUAUUUGUUUUAUUAUGGUUAUAUGGGAAGCAGCUCCUUGCAGAAUAUAUGUGAUUGCCAAAAUGUCGAUUGCAGGAAAAUUCCUGAAGUGGAAGUGAAGAAAUCAUAUCCCUGUUUGGUUGUGUUGUGUUGUACUUAAAGCAGGGUUUUUCUGUGGCUGUAUAAAGCCUGGAUUACUGACCGAAGUGAUCAUUUCCAGGUCUUGAAAAUGUUGGUGUUGUACAGAAGUUCUGGAAAAGUACAGAAUAAAAUGUUAAGUCCUGA
Siniperca chuatsi (mandarin fish) is the source of this 4822-nucleotide messenger RNA. RefSeq names its product ubiquitin-conjugating enzyme E2Z (gene ube2z). The record is from RefSeq and is a predicted model, not a curated record. The transcript is spliced from 8 exons. Gene Ontology annotation, biological process: negative regulation of apoptotic process. Gene Ontology annotation, molecular function: ubiquitin conjugating enzyme activity; cysteine-type endopeptidase inhibitor activity. NCBI's taxonomy places the organism in Eukaryota, Metazoa, Chordata, Actinopteri, Centrarchiformes, Sinipercidae. Gene Ontology annotation, cellular component: nucleus. The coding region runs from base 352 to 1569 and encodes 405 amino acids.